Lactuca sativa (garden lettuce) is the source of this 899-nucleotide messenger RNA. The record is from RefSeq and is a predicted model, not a curated record. Lineage: Eukaryota; Viridiplantae; Streptophyta; Magnoliopsida; Asterales; Asteraceae.
CUUUUCCUGAUAUUCUGACAAGGGCAAUGUGUCUUGAGAAACCAAUAAUUGCCCCUGACUUACCAAUAAUCAAGAAAUAUGUUAAUCACGGGGUAAAUGGGCUUCUUUUUCCAAAGGAAAACAUAAAGGCGUUAACACAAAUAACAUUACAAGUGGUUUCCAAAGGAAAACUAUCAUCUCUAGCUACCAAUAUUGCAUCAACCGGAGAAGACACUGCCAAAAACAUGAUGGCUUUGGAUUCCAUUGAAGGGUAUGCUUCAUUGAUAGAAAACAUCCUUCACCUUCCCUCGGAAGUUGCAUCUCCAAGGGAAAUAUCGGAAAUUCCCUCCGAUAUCAAAACAAAGUGGCAAUGGCAUCUUUUUGAAGCUAUUGAAGAUCGUGAAUACGUAAAUAGAACUUUGAGGAUUCAUCAUUUGUUAGACAAAGUCGAAGGUCAAUGGAACCGUGCUCCAAGGGCAAUUUCGGAAAUUCCAACAAAUGAUUCCUUUAUAUACGAUUUAUGGGAAGAAGAAAAAAGAGACCAGAUAAUGAAAGCUAGAAGGGCAAGAGAAGACGAUGAGGUGAGAGAUAAAAGUGAGCAACCAAGGGGGACAUGGGAGGAAGUGUACAAAAAUGCGAAAAAAGCUGAUAGAAAUAAGAAUGAUUUGCAUGAGAGGGAUGAUGGGGAGCUUGAAAGAACAGGUCAACCGUUGUGCAUCUAUGAACCUUACUUUGGUCAAGGAUCUUGGUCUUUUCUCCACACUAAUUCUCUUUAUCGGGGGAUUAGACUCUCAACAAAAAGUGGAAGACCAAGAAGAGAUGACAUUGAUGCAGCUUCUCGUCUCCCUCUUCUUGAAAGCAGGGGAGUGCUUAAAAAGAGAAAAGGACAGAGUGUCUCAUUAUCUUCAUUCCAGCAGUGA